ACUGGCUGUUGCCCACGCCUACUCUCAGCCCCUAAAAUGAGCAGCGCGUUAUUUGUUGCUAGGAUACCAGACUUGGCUCUAACAGUGACUGAUCGGCUGUUUGUCGUUUUCAGGUGCAGGGAACUCAGACACAUCAAUUUGGUUUGACUCAAGAAUGUCUGCAGGGGAUCCUGAUGGCGUUAAACCAAAAUCAAUGUCGCGGGCAAAGCAUUGGUCAGAUGAGAUUGAAAAUUUGUACAGAUUCCAAACAGCGGGCUAUAGAGACGAAAUGGAAUACAGGCGCAUACAGCAAGUAGAGAUGGCGGAGCGAUGGCCAGACACAGGAUUUGUGAAAAAACUGCAAAGAAGAGACAAUACUUUUUACUAUUAUAACAAGCAAAGGGAGUGUGAAGAUAAAGAAGUACAUAAAGUGAAAGUGUAUGCUUACUAAAUAAAGGACUGAAAGUCUACCAAAGUGUUUGUACAUGAUAUGUUUUAGCUUCUUUGCUUUUUA
Molecule: messenger RNA, 493 nt
Organism: Nanorana parkeri
Lineage: Eukaryota; Metazoa; Chordata; Amphibia; Anura; Dicroglossidae
Gene: MEIG1
Product: meiosis/spermiogenesis associated 1
Exons: 3
Coding region: 155-430 (91 amino acids)
Cellular component (GO): nucleus
Source: RefSeq, a predicted model, not a curated record